AAUCCUCCAAAUGAUGCACCACCACUGACUUCACUUAAAAAGUCUGCGCUAACUGGUGGUCCAGCGAUACCUCGCCGUGAUCGUCGUCAAAGUAGUUCUUUAUUUCUAAUCUCAGCGAAUCGGGAACUUAUUAAAUUACCAAAUAUAAAAGAUGCUGAACCUGCUGCGAAAGAAGAUCUUUUCAUUCAGAAAUUGCGACAGUGUUGUGUUGUAUUUGAUUUUGUUAUUGACCCUCUAUCGGAUCUCAAAUUUAAAGAAGUCAAACGAUCGACACUUAACGAACUCACUGAUUAUGUUUCAACUGGCCAAGGUGUCAUUACGGAAGCGAUAUAUCCUGAAGUUAUCAAUAUGCUGAGUGUGAAUUUAUUUCGUGUGCUAUCGCCGCCUUCGAAUCCUGUCGGAGCAGAGUAUGAUCCUGACGAAGAUGAACCAACUUUAGAAGCUGCUUGGCCUCAUCUACAACUGGUUUACGAAUUUUUUCUACGCUUUCUUGAAUGCAGCGAAUUUCAAGCAAACAUGGCAAAGCGAUAUAUAGAUCAGAAAUUUGUUCUGAAGUUAAUUGAAUUAUCGGAUAGCGAAGAUCCCAGAGAAAGAGAUUUCCUCAAAACAACGCUACAUCGAAUUUACGGUAAAUUUCUUGGAUUGCGAGCUUUUAUGCGUAAGCAGAUCAACAACAUUUUUUAUACGUUUAUCUAUGAAACGGAACGGCACAAUGGGAUAGCAGAAUUACUGGAAAUAUUGGGAAGUAUAAUUAAUGGAUUCGCAUUACCAUUAAAAGAAGAACAUAAAACUUUUCUUCUUCGUGAAAUCUCUAUCAGUUUAUCAUCCCCACUUAACUCAGGCUGUAAUACAUUCACUUCUCAAAUUUUGGUAAUGUUUUUAAAUGAAUUGGAAGAAAUUCUGGACGUAAUUGAGCCAGCAGAAUUCCAGAAAGUGAUGGUGCCACUGUUUCAUCAGCUCGCUCGCUGCGUAUCUUCACCACAUUUUCAGGUUGCUGAGCGAGCUCUUUAUUAUUGGAAUAACGAAUAUAUUAUGUCAUUAAUUGGUGAUAAUGCUGCAGUGAUCUUGCCUAUCAUGUAUCCAGCGCUUUAUAAACAUGCUAAGAAUCAUUGGAACAAAACGAUUCAUGGUUUGAUAUACAAUGCGUUGAAAUUGUUUAUGGAAAUAAAUCAUCGUUUAUUCGACGAAUGUUCGCAAAAUUUCCAACAAGAAAGGGAAGAAGAAAAGGAACGUUUGAUAGCAAAGAUUAAUAUGUGGAAAAAUAUUGAACAGAAGGCUCGUCAAAAUCCCAAUGUAGGAAUAAUAAUUUGUCAUGUUACCAGUAAAAUGUUAAAAUCUUACUCGAUUCGAGAAGAUACUGAAACAACUCGUCGGAGAAGCGAUCUACCACAUGAUCCAAAUACUGAGCGAGCUUUGGAUGAACAUCGUCGACAUGACGCCUAUCUUCGAUCUGUUCCUAACGAAUGA
This is a messenger RNA of Dracunculus medinensis (Guinea worm), 1467 nucleotides long. NCBI's taxonomy places the organism in Eukaryota, Metazoa, Nematoda, Chromadorea, Rhabditida, Dracunculidae. The record is from the annotation of a GenBank genome assembly.